ACAAAAACAUGCACGGUGGCAUACUCAUGAGAGCUACUCUCCUCCUCCUCCUCAUUGUGGUGGCGCCGACGGUGGGCGUCGUCGGCAGAGCCACGGAAAAUUAUCACGACGACGGCGAAAGACUCUCCACGAGCUCAAAGCUUCUGAGCAGUCUUACCGAGGCCGCCGUGAAUAAUCCAGCAAUGAACUUGUUGGAUCCUCUCGGGAUAGCCAAGACGAACCGAGAGAUCGUUAGGAGCGCGCUACGGUUCCCGCGCCCAAAGGACUAUAUCGAGGGCGCCAUUCGCAUUUCUCUACAACAGUUUAAGGGCGUGAUCAACGGCGUCGUGGAUUUGGCGGAGAAAACGGACGACUCUCUCAACCGAAUGGCGGUGGAGGAUUGUCGCGAGUUGAUGAAUUACGCCAUUGAUGAGUUGCAGGACUCGAUGACCUCGGUGGAUGAUUGCCCGCUCAUGUCUCUCUCCCACCGGUUAUCGGACUUGAUGAACUGGCUGAGCGCCGUCUUGUCGUAUUCCAACACGUGCAUCGAUGGGUUCACGAAGCCCGGUCUUCAGUCUGCCAUCAACGGCAUACUCAAGACCUGCAUCACCCAAACCGGUCAAGCGCUUUCGGUCGUCUCUCUCAUUCCCCAAAUUCUCACCGGCUUGAAUAACAACAACCAGAACCCAUCACUCCCCGGUGGCCAGACCGUGUAUCCGGCUCCCAACACCAACGAUGCUUCUAAUGGCGCGGUGACCACAACAACCGCGUCAUCAGAAGGUGGUGGGGCCUCUGGAGCCGCGACAUCAGAAAAUGGUGGUGCCUCUGGUGGCGCGACCACUACAGCCGCGUCAUCGAAAAAUGGUGGCGCUUCUAGUGACGCGACCAACGCAGCCGCGUCAUCAGAAAAUGUCGACUCUUCGUCGUUUUCCUCCUCGAGUGAAGAGGCGAGCGCGACUAACAACGCAAAUUCUUUCUCAUCCUCCUCCACCGGAGUCGACCCGACCACUGUGGGGAGCGGGAGAACGCUCAAGGGGGUUCACUUCCCGGCGUGGAUGAAGAAAUCAGACCGGAAAUUAUUGGUGUCCAGGCAAAGAGGAGGGGGGGAAAGAGCGCGCGUCGGCAGCGCGAACGUGCAGCCGAACGUGGUGGUGGCACAAGACGGCAGCGGACAAUACAAAACCAUAACGGAAGCUAUCAACGCUUAUAAUCCACCGGCGAACGCGGCCCGGAACGGGACAAGACACGUGAUCUACGUGAAAGCCGGAGUUUACGAUGAGUACGUUUUGAUUACGAGGAAACAAACCAAUAUAUUCAUGUACGGCGACGGUCCGACGAAGACCAUUGUCACCGGAAAGAAAUGCAACCGUGACGGCGUUUCCACCUUCCGAACUGCCCCUUUCGCGGUGGUGGGGAAUGGAUUCAUAUGCAAAUCAAUGGGGUUUCGGAACACGGCGGGGCCGGAGGGGCAUCAGGCGGUGGCGCUGAGGGUGCAAUCCGACAUGUCGGCGUUUUACAACUGCAGAAUGGACGGAUAUCAGGACACCCUCUACACCCAAACCCACCGCCAGUUCUACAGCAACUGUAUCAUCACCGGCACCGUCGACUUCAUCUUCGGGGACGCCGCGGCGGUCAUCCAGAACUCCGUCAUCAUCGUGCGGCGGCCCAUGGACAACCAGCAGAACAGCGUGACAGCCCACGGCCGGACCCACAACGCGGAGCCCACCGGACUGGUCAUCCAGAACUGCCAGAUCAUCGCCGAGGACGCUCUCGAGGCGAACAAGACGGAGAUUCCGUCCUACUUGGGCCGGCCUUGGAAGCCGCACUCGAGGACGGUGAUCCUGCAUUCCACCAUGGGGGAUUUCAUCCGACCCGAGGGGUGGAUGCCGUGGGCCGGGGACUUCGGGCUUGACACUUGUGAUUAUAGGGAGUUCGGGAACCGGGGCCCGGGUGCGGACACGUCCCGGAGGGUGACCUGGAAGGGGUACCAUGCAUUGACCAAUGCUAAUGACGCCAUGAGGUUCACAGUGGAACGGUUCAUUCAGGGAAACCAUUGGCUUCCGGCGACCGGAGCACCGUACUUCCUCGGCCUGAAAUCCAUCCAAUGAUUCGGAUUUCCCGACGAACAUCCGAGACAACGAUGAGUUGCCCGAUGUCAUGUCUCUAGUAGUAUCUGAAAGUGUUCUCUUUUUUUCUCUCUUCUUUUCUCAUGUUUUAAUUUAGCAAACAACAAAAAUGUACAAUUGUA
Messenger RNA from Cuscuta campestris, 2227 nucleotides. NCBI's taxonomy places the organism in Eukaryota, Viridiplantae, Streptophyta, Magnoliopsida, Solanales, Convolvulaceae. The record is from the annotation of a GenBank genome assembly.